GCUGAACAAAAGAUAUGGGAGAAAUUUCAACACAGCAUAAACCGGUACGAGAUGUAUUCAUAUAACAACUCCAAGAUAGAUGACCUUCUACAGUAUCUGCGUUCAGAACCCAUGUAUGAAGUUGAUGAGAAGUCAGGAGGUACACAAGUGAAGAUGGUCCUUACAUUUCGAGAUGGUGGUCAGAGUCUGAUGAAACCAUGGAGAGUUCAACGUGAAUACGAGACAUUACCCGACCAUUUUUAUUUCUCUGAUAUAGAGCGUCACAAUGCCGAGAUCUCGGCCUUUCACCUUGAUAGAAUUUUAGAUUUUAGACGAGCGCCCCCUGUCGCCGGUAGAUGGUUCAACAUCACCAAGGAUCUAUUCGAGUUAGCAGAUCCAGCAUUUAGAAAAACAUUUUUUAGAUCACCAGCAAACAACGUGUGUUUUGUAGGUCACUGUUCUUAUUACUGCGAGACUGAGACAGCAGUAUGUGGUAAACCUGAUAUGAUCGAGGGUUCUGUAGCUGCCUUCCUGCCUUCUUUCAAAUCAGCUCCUAGAAAAACAUGGCGGCACCCAUGGAGACGAUCUUACAGUAAACAUAGAACAGCAGUUUGGGAGCAGGACCCUACAUAUUGCCAUCGUAUUGUUAUGAACAAACAUCCCUAUAACAGCGGGAGGAGACUGCUUGAUGUAAUGGAUAUGUCCAUCUUCGAUUUCCUAAUGGGUAAUAUGGACAGACAUCACUACGAGACAUUUGAAGCCUUCGGAAACUUUACCUUCCCUAUUCAUCUCGACCAUGGUAGAGCGUUCGGGAAGCACCAUCAUGAUGAACUGAGUAUAUUGGCACCACUUAUUCAGUGUUGUAGAUUACGGCAGUCGACGCAUGAACGUGUAAAGCUUCUUGCUUCGGAUAGGUACCGUUUAAGCGAUGUUAUGCGAGAUUCGCUAGCAACCGAUAGAUUAGCGCCUGUAAUUAUCGAGGAACAUCUAGAAGCGCUAGACCGACGUCUUUCUAUAAUUCUUGAACAGCUCACAAGAUGUGUCACAAGAAUUGGAUCCGAAGAAGAAGUCUUCAAACCGGAACCGCGGAUAGAGGAUUAUAAGGAAAAAGAAGCGAUGCAACCGUACGGUUCGGAUCUUGACGAUGAUGACUUUGAUUUUUAAGAACGAUAAAGGAGAAUUCAAUAUGUUUUCUCUUUCAUUGAUUUGACUUAUUCACAGUAUGGCUUUUCAAGGAAGUUGAAGAGAAAUCCUAAGCAUUCCGUUUUAUAGAUGAAGACUUGUGUCAACUUGUGAGACCAUCUCAUAUUAAAGUGAUUACACGUUACAUCACUAUUUCAUAUUUUUCACAUGGUAUUUGAUGAGAACUCCGUUGUUCGACUUCAGUCAGUCGUCAAAUCUCAUGACAAUUUACAACUCUUCGUAGAAUUUUGUAGAAAAUUAUGAUAUUUAAUGCUUUAUUUCAUUACUCUAAGCAUCAUCCACACUUAACCGGGUAACCUAAAAAGUAGGAACAACUCUGUAAUUCUUUUGCACGUACAAUGGUUUUAUUUUCUCUUUUAAGGCGGUUAAUCGAUGUUAAAGUUUCAUGGCAUGACUCUGUAACGUUAUAUUUAUAUGUGUGUGUUUUGCCUUACCUGAAAAUACCAGGUGAAAUUUUUAGAGUAUUAUUCCAAAAAUACUUUUUAAUAGCGAAUGCAAUCCCUUGUAAACGGUUUGUGUUUAUUUCUUUCCUUCUAAAUGGCAUAUAUCUAUAAAGUAACGAUGGAAUGGUUAUGUGAUACGCAUUUUUAAUUUUGAUUAUUUAUUUUGUGCAAUUCUAAGUGUUCUUAUUGGUAUCGAGUACGUGUUAUAUGUUUCAUAUUUUAAGUUUUGGGAUCUAAUACUGUUUUUUUCUUCUGAAAAAUCGUGGUACCAAAAAUUCGACCAGUAAUGAUCUCUGCUCCUUAUCAACCAAAGUGAUAGUUAUUCCUUUCUCAGUGACUGUCUUGUAGAUCUUUGUUUGUUUAAUCUGUGAAGACCUCGCUAUUUACAUUAUGUUUUCAUUCUACCAUCGAGAAGAUACCAUAUUUGUGUUAUGUGAAUGGUGAUUGAAAGAGGUGUUGGGAAUGUUAUCAGUGUUUUCACUUGGUGUUUUCAUACAUUUGUCAGAGGGGAUAUUGAUAGAGAGCCAACUAUCUAGCCAACUGAACCAAUUAUCAAGCAAUACUUACCUGACUAAUGAGACAUAACUAAUUAGAACAUCAGCUUAAUGCAAACAAUGCGCUACCGUAUACCUUAAUGAAACACUUAUUCCUAUGUGAUCUGUAUUCGUCGUAGUUAUUGUUUGUACCAAGGAGACAUUUGCCAUAUUUGUCUAGAUAUACUGUGAUAUGUUUUAGCUUAGUUUAUUUCGCUGGCUUUAGAGAUGCUAUGUGUUAAGUGCUUUGAUAUACCUAUUUAAUUUGAAUGAUCUAUGACAUACAUGAUUCAAGUGCCAUGUUAUUCAAUUGUUAGUUGGAUAAGACAAUUUUUUUCUUGUAUGACUAAAUGGCGUGUGUUUACGGUUGGUAUAUUAUCGAUGAAUCGUAUAUUUUGUAAAUUAUAUAUUUAUUGAUCAUGUACUCUUGAAAAUUAUACUAUACUCUUUCUCAUUGUUUUAUAAUUGAUCAUAAAUAUUUGUAAAUAACCAAAGGUAAUAAUUCAGAUCACGGGGAUAAGAUGAUAACUUAAAUUUCUACGAUUAGAAAAAAACAAAUCAAUAAU
Messenger RNA from Strongylocentrotus purpuratus (purple sea urchin), 2724 nucleotides. It is a transcript of the gene fam20c, whose product is annotated as extracellular serine/threonine protein kinase FAM20C. The record is from RefSeq and is a predicted model, not a curated record. Gene Ontology annotation, molecular function: phosphotransferase activity, alcohol group as acceptor. Bases 52 to 1143 code for a protein of 363 amino acids. Gene Ontology annotation, cellular component: Golgi apparatus. NCBI's taxonomy places the organism in Eukaryota, Metazoa, Echinodermata, Echinoidea, Camarodonta, Strongylocentrotidae. Gene Ontology annotation, biological process: protein phosphorylation. The transcript has 9 exons.